Pezoporus occidentalis (night parrot) is the source of this 1277-nucleotide messenger RNA. RefSeq names its product NOP2/Sun RNA methyltransferase 5 (gene NSUN5). Gene Ontology annotation, biological process: rRNA base methylation. The record is from RefSeq and is a predicted model, not a curated record. Gene Ontology annotation, cellular component: nucleolus. NCBI's taxonomy places the organism in Eukaryota, Metazoa, Chordata, Aves, Psittaciformes, Psittacidae. The transcript is spliced from 8 exons. Gene Ontology annotation, molecular function: RNA methyltransferase activity. Bases 57 to 1277 code for a protein of 406 amino acids.
CGGGCGGGACGCGGCACCGCCGGAAGUGGCGUGUGCGCAGGCGGGCGGCGGGAGCCAUGGCGCUGUACAGCGCGGCCGCCGCCGUCCUGGAGGGGCUGGAGCGCGGCGCCGGCGGCGUCAAGGCGCUGGUGUACCACAGCCGGUUCCCGCACGUCCGGCAGCUGUACGCCCUGGUGUCCGAGACGCUCCGCUACUCGCCGGUGCUGGAGGAGCUGCUGGCCGGCGCCGCGCUGCUGCAGGCCGAGAAGAAGUUGUCCCCGCAGCUGGCGAAGGUGCUGGUGUACGACCUGCUCUUCGGCAAGGGCUUGAAGUGCGGGGGCCGCUGGAAGGCGCUGGCCCGGCGGCACCGGGCCCGGCUGGAGGCCGAGCUGGCCCGCCUGAAGGUGCGGCGGAAGGUGAGCCGCAACGAGGACCUCCUGGCCCCGGCGCAGGCAGCCGGCCCCGGCGCUUCCCAGAUACCGCGCUACGUCCGGGUCAACACCCUGAAGACACGCGUGGACGACGUGGUUGACUUCUUCAAACGUGAGGGCUACUCCUACCUGGGCAAGGCAGCCAGUGUGGAAGAACUGAGGGCCCUCUCCGGGAAGAAAUUCCUGUUGGACCUUCACCUCCCGGAGCUGCUGGUUUUCCCUCCGCAGACAGACUUCCAUGAGAACCUGCUGUAUACUUCAGGACACAUCAUUCUGCAGGACAAGGCCAGCUGCCUCCCCGCCUUCCUUCUCAGCCCCGCUGCUGGCUCCCACGUCAUCGAUGCCUGCGCUGCGCCUGGGAACAAGACCAGCCACCUGGCAGCCAUCCUGAAGAACAAGGGCCGGAUCUUUGCCUUUGACGUGGACACCAAGCGCCUGGCCACCAUGAACACCAUGCUGAUGCGUGCUGGCGUCACCGGUUUCCAGCUGGCGCAGCAGGACUUCCUGACGGUGGAUCCCGGAGACCCCAAGUACAGCAAGGUGGCCUACAUCCUGCUCGACCCGUCCUGCAGCGGCUCAGGGAUGGUGAACCGGGUGCCGAUGGCAGAGGCUGCCCCAAGUGCCGAGCGGCUGCAGGCCCUGAGCCCUGCCCUGAGCGUCCCGGCUCUGCUUCGCUUGGUCUCCUUCAGCUGCGCCCUGCACUGGAAGAACGAGGACGUGGUGGGCACCGUGCUGCAGGAGCAGGGUUCAGCCUUCAGGUGUGUCUGGCACGGGGGGGAUGCUGGGCAGCAUCCCAGCUGCCAGGGCUGCGCUGGCACCCGCCGCCCCUCAGGCACCUUGGUGGUCCCUGCCUGUGCCCUGUCCUGA